CUUUCUUGGUUAUUUGACUAUUUUUCUGAACUAUGACCAUUUCAAACCCCAUCACUGGUUAGCUUAAAAUACAAACAGACAUUUCUAAUGGGAUAACAAUUACUUUGAAAUUGAUCUUGGAAAAGUAGAUUGCCUUCUAGCCAUCUCUUAUUCUUAUAUGCUUAGAACAAACAGAUACGUUUCAUGAGUUGUGUUUCCUCAUACUUCAAACCCAGUUCAUUUCAACAUGACCUUCGGUAACAUGGAAAAACACAGAAGUUGGAGAAGGUGUAGGUGUGGCAUGUAUCAUGUAUACCGCUGUGUGUAUGCCCCUCCGUCUUCUUUCCAGGUGUUUGAAAAGGUGGAGUCAGAGCUGGGCAUUCCUGCCCUGCUGGACCCUGAGGAUAUGGUGUCCAUGAAAGUGCCUCAUCGGUUAAGCAUAAUCACUUAUAUCUCUCAGUACUACAAUGUCCUUACCAACAAGUCUGUGGAAGGUGUGUGGAAUUAUGUACAGUAUGUAAACUUGUGCAAACCUUCGCUCAGAUGUAAUUAUGUCUGCAUCCUUUCAUUAUUAAACAUGGUACUCAAAAAUGCCAUUUGUGAUUUUAAGAAAGACACAAGGGACCAAUCCAAAUGGGACACUCUGAGCAAUACCUGUGCGGUCUGCCAGAAGCAGGUCCACCUGGUGCAGAGGCAUCUAGUCAAUGAAAAACUGUAUCACCGCAGCUGCUUCAGGUGUCAGGAGUGCAGCAGUUAUAAAGCAGGAAGUGAGGCGGGCACCCUGAUAUGCAAUCACCACUUUUCCAAUCACAGCAACUGCCCAGACCUCAGCAGGCCAGGGGAACCGAUGAUGACGCUAGGGGGCAAAGCCAUAAAAUCUGAGACUCUGUCUGCUGCAAAGAGCCAGGAGAAGACUCUUCCCCAGGGCGUGGUCCCUGUGGAACCGUUGAUCAGUUCUGAAUUUGCUGGAGAGGCAGAACUACCAGAGAAAAAUGGACAGAGGAAUGGUAGCAGAGAGGAAGAGAAUGAAGAGAGAGAAGCUAAUAAAAGCACAGAGAUGGAUGAUGGAAGGAGGAAUGGUGAGGGAUGCAAAGAGAGGGUUAGAAUCAGGGAAGAGGAUGGAGAGAAAGAAAUUAUUGUAACCAGAAAUGAAAAGGAUGAUGAAUUGAAGGAAGGGGUUGAGAGGAGAGAGAUGGAGGACAGAGAGGGGGAAAAGGAGGGGCACAGAGGGACUGAUGAAAAUGAGGAAGUGAAACUCAAGCCGCUCCUUACUCCCAGUCUUAGUGAACACAGCUCAGAGCGGUACCAGCAGGAGGAUUUAGAGGCAAAGAAGCAAACAGGAAACUCUUCCAAGAGAUGCCAUUUUCCUGUACCUGUCCAUCAUUUAGGAAGCGGGGACCAGCCAGUGCCUGCACCACGGUGGGCCACUGACUCUCCCUCCACCCUGCACCCAGCACCCAGGACCCGCCCCUCAAAAGUAACAGACAGCACCAAAGCCAAUGGUGUGCCAGGCAAUUCAAGUGAUCUGAGGAGAGUCUGUCCUGCCCUCCGAGAAAGACUUCUCCCCACAGGGAGUUCUGGCCGUCCCAGUGGAACCUAUAAACGCAGAGAUCCUCCCUGGAUGGAUCUGGUGGAGCCGGGCCCAUGGAGACGACUGCCCCCUGCCCCCCCAGCCUCCCUCCCCCGCUACAGCUCAGUACCCUGCCUCUGGGGCCGUGGCUCCAGGCUGGCCCUCUCUACCAAUCCCUUUGAGGCUAAGAAUAUGGAUGAAGAGUCUGUACAGGAAAGGGCUUGUAUGGAGAAGCCUCCCCCUUCCUACACCCCCAAACCCAAGGCCCCUGGAGGCCCCCACCCCACCCAGCCUUCAGUCUCAAUACACGGCUUUCCCAAUAUCAAGAAGAAGAAGAUGCAUUCAGCUCACUUGGUCCGAGUGGAGGAUAUCCAGGUAGAGAUGAGGGAGCUGGAGCGCCAUCUCAACCUGCUGGAGCUUAGAGGAGUGGAACUGGAGAGGAAUUUGAGAGGCUGCCAGAGUGGAGAGCAGGAGGAGACCCUGCUUGUGGACUGGUUCACUCUCAUUCACCAGAAGCAUGUGAUGGUGCGCCGGGAGGCCAUGCUGGUCUACACGGAGAAGCAGCAGAAUCUGGAGAAGAGGCAAGCAAAUGUGGAGUAUGACCUCAGGUGUCUUCUCAACAAACCAGAGAGGGAGUGGAUUAAUGAUGAUUGGAUCAGAGAGCAGCAGCUGAUGGCAGAGUUGGUCAAAAUUAUUGAAGAGAGGGACCACAUCGUCAACAGGAUGGACCAGGACAAGCAAAGGCAUGUGGCGGAAGAUAAGCUGCUUGCAGCCAUGAUCGAGAGAAGGUAA
Molecule: messenger RNA, 2341 nt
Organism: Anguilla rostrata (American eel)
Lineage: Eukaryota; Metazoa; Chordata; Actinopteri; Anguilliformes; Anguillidae
Product: MICAL-like protein 1
Exons: 11
Coding region: 227-2341 (704 amino acids)
Source: RefSeq, a predicted model, not a curated record